Messenger RNA from Cylicocyclus nassatus, 2556 nucleotides. The record is from the annotation of a GenBank genome assembly. NCBI's taxonomy places the organism in Eukaryota, Metazoa, Nematoda, Chromadorea, Rhabditida, Strongylidae.
AUGAAUCUUUGUGUGCCAUUCAGAGUCAGUGUCCAUCGAUACUUUCUGAGAAGCAGUUGUAUGUGCAGGUUGCAGUCCGAGGGUAAGCAAAUGGCAACGUGGGCGGACAUUCAGCGCCUCGUUUCUGAUCUUCAGAGAGUGCAGCUUUCUCAGUCAGCAAAAAAGCUCUCGGAAGCUAACUGCGUUGAGGUGGUGACGAAACUCAUCCAGAGGUCAUUGAUUGAUGUGGUGUUUACAAGAGAUGGGCAUUCGUACAUCACACAGAAGCAUCUUGCUACUGAGGUGCGAAAUGAAUGCGUUGCUCUGGGCGGACGUGCUCCUCUAACCGACAUAGCUACCUCGUUGAAUGUGGACCUUGACCAUGUUGAACGAACAGCACAAAAACUUGUAGAUGAGAAAGUUGGCUUUACGAUAUCGGGAGGAGAGCUUUUUGCAGAGGAGUACGUCACUAAUCUUCAAUCGGAGCUCCGCAUUCUUCUCCAGGAACAUGGUUUUCAAACUAUUUCUUCGUUGUGCAAACAUUGGAAUCUGUCUCAGGAGCUACUUCGUUCUCUACUUUUGGACCAUCUUUCAAGUGACUUUGAUGGGUUAAUAGAAGGCGACACUAUAUAUACCGCCGACUAUCUGAACUGCCGGAAAAAUUUAUUGCGAGCUAUAAUGGCAUCCAUAACUAAACCCUUACCUAUCAGUGCAAUACAGGCUAGAGUUGGUCUACCUGUAGGUCGAUUCUGGUGGGCAUUCGACUCUCUCAUGGAAUCGGAGGAGAUACCUGGAAGACUGAGCGGCUCUAGAUCUUCUCCCAGUUGUACGUACAUCCCUCACAUACACGACAUUCUUGUUCGGCUAUAUGUGCAGAAUGCUUUUCGUCAACAGGAAUACAUACAAACAUCCGUGCUCAAGAAACUUGGUCUGAGUGAAGGCUCCGGAACGAAAAAUGGCCAAGUUGAGCAAAUUCUCAAAGAGGGCAACUCAAGUCUGAAAUUCCAAACACUGCCAUCUAUUUUGCUGUCGAUGCCACUAUUCCAACAGUGCCUUAGCGCAGUCAAGGAAGCGGUACACUCAACGGAUGUUUGUGACGUGCAGUCUGUGCUUCAACCUUUGGCUAUACCUUUCGAAGAGUCGGACUUUGAAGCAAUAGCGGAGAAGCUGAACACAUACGAGGAUGAUUUGCAUAUCUCUGGAACACAUGUAUUUUCGGAUCGUAUCAUUACAAAAACGAUAGAAAGACUGAGUGACCGCAUUGAUGCUUGGGCUCACGAGAUGAUGGGUAAACUUGAACAGGAACGCAAAGGCACUCAUCAACAGCAAAAGAAAGUUGAAGCUGAUGACUGGUCUGAUACGAAGAAAAGUGGAAAGAAGAAGGGUGGUAAAGGCGGUGGUGGAAAGGCUGGUAAAUCUAGUGCUGUGAAUCGCGAUGAAUCUACCUCCACCGCCGUUGGAGUUCCACCUGAAACACUGGAAGAAUGGAUAAUUGCUACUGACGUUGUACCAGAGGAGAUUCUUGACGAUGUUGUUGAGCGGAUUGGGUCGAAGGUAGAUGACAAGAUUCGUGCUCGUCUCACUGAAAUCGCUGCUGCUCAACAAAACGCCGCCGCACAGUCUCAAAAGAAAAGCCUUGCACAGUUGCAGCAGAAAGCUCAGUCUUUGUAUUCAUCCAUCUGCAUGUUCGAAACGGCAAGCACGUCAUUUCCUGAUUCGCUGCAAACUGAACUUCAGCAAUUUCUCCUGCGUACCGUGGGUACAGAACUUGCCAAUGCAGCGCUAACCUGUGCGUCAGGCACAGAAAAUGCUGCGCAAUUGAAAGAAAAGCAACGUGAAGAAACCAUCGCUUCUUUGCCUUUGGGGCUUCGUGACGCAAUAAGCUCAUUGUUCACCUCACUCAAGGGAGAUAACCUCGAAGCCUUCCAUUCUGCCGUGUUCGACCUCUCAUCACCUCGCGCUUUAUCGCUUGCUUUGAGGCAGCCUGAUUCGAAGUCUAGGACGGAGAUACAACAGAAUUACACUGCCGAGCUCAAGGAGCAAGUUUUAUCACAAUCUGAACCAGCUGCUGCGCUGCUAUCAUGUGUUCUGUAUCUUUUGGCGAAGAAUGGAAAACCGGUGACUGCCAGCGGACGUUUUGUUUCACAGCUGGUGCAGCAGCUGGAUGGAGUUGUAGAUCAGGAAGUGUACGAUCUUCUCUUGUCGUGUCAGCGAUUGGUAGUGCAGAGCCUAAAGAACAAGGAUGAUGAUGUUGCGAAAGAAAUGCUGAACGCAGACAUCAAAAAACUGAAACAAGCUGUUGUCUGAACAUAGUUUUUACGGAGUCUUAAUAACUUGAUGAUGGAAAUCCUAAUCUAUGGCUGUUUUGAUGCUUCCUUGGAGGCAAACCUUUAUAUGCUCUGGAUACCUUCGGAUUUGGUGCAUAUCUUGAGUUUUUCUGUUCUGGUCGAUUCGAGUACUAUCCUCUGAAUGUAUUAGUGUCACGUAACUUUUUUCUCCUAGUCUUUUGAGCAUUUGGGUUGGGUAAAUGAGGUAUUGUAUGUUGUGAGGUGCUUACUGAAAGAGAUAUACUAUCAU